AUGGAUAUAACAGAGCCACAAGAAGUUGAAUUUAACAGUCUUGGUCAGCAUUGUGGCGAUAAGCAAAUUAAGUUCGCCAAUGACUGCGGGGUUGUUACGAGAAAGUUAAUUUCUAUCGAAUAUCCAACUUGGAAGAAAGUGCCAGCAAAUGAAAAGGAGAACUUAUGGUUGACCGUCAAGAAACGUUGGAAUAUCCAUGAUGAAAAACGCAAAGCAUAUGUGCUUAUGACUUGCAACCACAAGUGGAGAUCAUACAAGAAGAGGCUUAAAAAGAAUUUAUUGGCCAAUGAGAAUGAGAGAAAUCCACUUGAAACCUACUCAUAUCUAGAGAAGAAUGCAUUGCAAAAAUUUAAGGAAAGGAUAUCAUCAAAGGAAUUCCAGGUUAUAAGUGAGAAAGCAAAGAUGAGUUCAAUGUGUAAUACAAAUCCAGCCCAAGUAGGCCCACAUGGUUAUCGGGGCAACAAACCUAUGUGGGAACAAGAGAAGGCAUCGGGUGAGCUGCCGUCACCGUUGUAUGAGAUAAAAAGCGAGCGUUCAUUAGAUUAUGUGUUGAGGAGAAGAUCUAAAAAUGAGUCAGGGUCAAAAAUAAUACCACCUAACAUGGAACCGAAGAUCAUGGGCUUUCCUACGUUAUGCAAAUGUAUAAUAAUGGUCCAUGUGUGA
Messenger RNA from Lactuca virosa, 663 nucleotides. The record is from the annotation of a GenBank genome assembly. NCBI's taxonomy places the organism in Eukaryota, Viridiplantae, Streptophyta, Magnoliopsida, Asterales, Asteraceae.